This is a messenger RNA of Aricia agestis (brown argus), 3756 nucleotides long. Its product is annotated as protein FAM107B. NCBI's taxonomy places the organism in Eukaryota, Metazoa, Arthropoda, Insecta, Lepidoptera, Lycaenidae. The record is from RefSeq and is a predicted model, not a curated record. The transcript is spliced from 4 exons. The coding region runs from base 88 to 597 and encodes 169 amino acids.
UAGAACAGGUAAUCCUGUUAGUUGGCCGUGACACGGCCCGGCUUCUGCGUUCGAUUCAGUUCAGUUUGGUGCGCAUCCAUAGUCGCGAUGUGCGACGCGAGAACUCGCAGGGCUGCGCCCGCCAUACGGGAGAAGCUCGCCAUCUAUGAGAACGCUUCGGAGACGGGGACGCUAAGUGAAACCAGUGGCGUGGGGCUCGUACCCACGCUGUGCGACAUGGUGCAAGAGGGGGAGGAAGUGGGGGAGGGGCUGAUCACGCCGCGCCGGCUGCCCAACCCCUGUCUGGAGAACUCACUGCGGAUGGACUUGCACAGGGAGCUGAUGUUCAACCAGAAAAUAGGUAAAAAUGUACUGAACCAGAAGAGUGAACUAGAGAAGGCACUCUCCAAACACAAAGAGAAGCAGCUUAUGAACCAAAUAAAGGAACACAAAGAAACGCCAGAGCUGGAAAAGGCAAUAGCGGAGCGGGCGAGGCGGUUAGAGCAGAUGGAGCAGCCCCCGGAGCCUCAGAUUGAGCCGGGCACGAACCCCACACUGCAGGAGGUGCGCGCGCGACUCCGACAUGCCGCGCCAUCUGCCGCCGCCUCCGCGCACUAAAACACCAGCUACCGGCCUUUCGUACCUCUGAGUUUCUGUAGCAUGAAAAAAACGAUGAUCCAUUUUCAUCCUGGAUCAUAAUAUAGAGGUAUUCCUCUAUAAAAUGUCAAAGUCUCUGGUUUCUACAAAAUUUUUACAUUUUAUAGAGUGAUUCUGAUGUACCUACGGAAGGCUUGUUGCUAUGAGGUGUCGAUUGUACAAUGUUUUCCCGUGGUUAUUUAUUACACUAGUCAGAUACAUCGUGAGCCUUUGAGCCACAUAGACCUUAUUCAUAUAGCUUUAAGAGCAGUUUUUCAUUGCUGCUCCAAAUUAUGAAAGAAGUUUGAUAGAACCUAUGGCUUGUUGUUAAAAAAAAAUAAAGUUUCGCGCAUUUAAAAUUUAAUCACCACGGGAAUCAAUCAUGUAAAUGUUUGACUGCGCUGCGCUUGUAUCGUUUUCUAAAUAUAUUUGUAAUAUUCAUAGAGUAUUAAUAGAUAUAGCAUUUAAAUUAUUGGCAUGUUAAAACGUUGAAAAUCUAUUUACUACUGGAACUACAAAGUAUAAUUCUAUACUUUUAUUAUACAUUCAACGCCAUCUACAAAUCGGCUUCAUCACUAGAGCAUUGUACAUUAUUCGAUAGAUGGCGCUUUAUUGAAACCGUAACGAUAUUUGACGAAAACAAAGCACGAAUCAUUGUUUUAAUGCUUUAAUUGUAAAGUAUUUUGUAAUAAUAUGUUGAUUUCUACUUGUGUAUUAUUAUGUUAAGUGUGGUUAUAGAUUAUUUUUAUGAUGCUAAGUCACUGAAAGUGUCACAAAAUGAUUUGAAAGGUUUUGGUGUUAGGAAGGCUUAUUUUUUAUAGGACAAUUCUUGCGCACGAAAAUGUCGUUUGAAAUAAAUGACGUAUUGAAUAUAUUGAGCCAUUUUAGCGCAUGAGUAGUCUUACAAGAAACAAGCUACUAGGGUUACAAGGAAUUAAUUUUGAUGUCUAUGUUUAAUACACAAACUACUGAAGGAUAUUCGCAAACGAAAUAUUGACUGAAUCGACUACGAGCUAAUAAUGUUAAGGUUAAACGUCGACUUCAAAAGAAGAAAAUAUUUUUCUAAACUUUUUAAAGUCACAAUGUUUAACGUUUCGAAACCCAUUUGUAGCCAUUUACAGUUCUUAUUAAACAUCUUAUUCUCUAGAGUCUAGAUAACUAGAUCGGUAAGGAUCUUACAUAUUUUGUAACAAUAAUUUAGACUAGUUAGGAGUUGAAGAAUUGCGGCUUAGGCCUAGCACUGUACUCGUUCAAAGUAGGAGUGUAAAGUUUUGUAUCUAAUUCAAGUUUCUAUCGACUUUCCUCUUUCGGCUUUCCACAUUUCCUGUCCACGGCUUAGUGCUAAAAAGAUAAAUUAAAUGCCACGAUAAAUCUGCAUUCUCUACUUACAAUUUACGUGUCAAAUUUCUCAUUCAUACUGGCUUGAGAAGUCUAAAAUCAUGUUCUGUUUGGAAUAUUGAGUAAAAUAUUUUUUCGUUAAUAAAUAAUGUGGCAUAUUUUUUUCUAAUUUGGCACGGAAGCCCCUGUAUGUAUUGUAACAAAGUGUUCAUGAUCGUGAUAGAUAUGAAGAAUAUUUUUAUAUUUUUUUAAAUGUAAAACCUAUAGAAAUCCUAUUUCUGAUACCUUAAACCUAUUCCAUAGAGCAGUAACUGUUAAGUUUAAUGGUAGAUAAGAAAUGUAUAAAAAAAGCGUUAAGACAAGAUUUAUUUACAUAGCCUUCGUAGCAUACAAUACUAGCGUUCUUACAAUUCAGACUGAGGUAUAGUUGCAUAAAAAACAGUUUUUUUUUCUCUAAGUUUAAAAUGCAUCAAUUAUUAUUUCUCUUCUCUAUAGUCUUUUUGUAUUAUAAUCUAUUUACAAUACUUUUUGACGAUUAUUCUUAGUUACUCGUAUUCCCUUUGUCUGCAACUAGUCUUCAGACUUGUAGAACGUUUUUAUUGAUAAUAAAGAAUCUCUUUCUAAAGUUAUAAGUAAUAUAGAAAUACCACUUACACAUCUAAAAUAUGCACGAAGUUCUUCCAAUAACUCUGUCAAAUGUAGUAAAUAAUAUGUAGAAUGUUACAUUUUUAAAAAGACUUAUUUUACAGGUUUUUAAAUUGUCGCCAACUUCAAUCCUAAAGAUCAACCAAUAGCGAAUCGUUUUAAUUGUAUUUGACCAAUGGCAUAAUAGUUUGAUACGUCAGAAGUUAUACGAACAUUAUAACCUGAUCAUAUCACAAAACACCUAUUACUUAUAUUACGUUAGUUUCAAGUAAACUAUGUAGUUACCUUCAUAAAAAUACAAUAUGCAAAAUAGUUAAUUAUUCAGUUAAUUACAUCUACACAACUACUUACAUAAAUAAUACCAACUUAUUUGAUUAUAUCUAUGAUAUAAUUUCUUUAUAGAACCGUACUAAACCAUACAUUUUAUGGUUCUGUAUCUAGCUAUUUUUUUAAGUUUACAUAUUAUUAUUACUUACCUAAUCACUCCAAGUUUUUUGUAAACUGAUUUUCAUUUUUUUGUAAAUUUUAAAGUGAAGAAAUGUUCUUGAACAUUAUCUUAUUGAAUAAUUUGAAAUAUCGUGUCGCUCAUAUCUAGUCUGAUUCAACACAUAAGACUCCUUUUAGAACAAAGUUACAAUUAUGUUCUCCAUUGUGCCUAUUUAUUGUUAUUUUUCAAAGUUAAAUUUAUGUAGUAAAUGAAAAAAGUUUCUUUUGCCCGGUUUCUGAAGUGAAUUUAUUAGUUUUUUAUGUUCAGUUUGCAAGGUUCUUGAUACAACAUGCUCCGUUUUCCAUGGGCUAAAGUCAAAAACCAAUCCCCAAUAGUUUCAACGACGCUAUUUAAAAGAUAAAUUCUCAAGACAAAAAGUUCAUAAACUGGUCAUUGAUUGGUUGAUGCAAAUGAUCAUAAACCGUAAACUCACCCCAGGAACCGGACAUAUUUCAUUCCACUUGUUGAUUCUUUCACUUUAUUUCCCUUCUUAAUUAAUUUAGGGGACUUAGUACAAAGUGGCUUGUUCGUUAGGUUUUGGUUUCAGCUUCUGAGCUGUUCGUACGGUGGCCAUUCGUUUGAUAUUGUGAUUAGUGGUAAGUGACAUUUCUUUAUGAGAAAUUGUAAUAACAUUUGAUAAUUAUAGACCAAUAAAAAUGUUUUAGAAUUAA